CUAGAUGUUCUUCUCUCAGGUCGAAUAGAAAGUAGAUGUUAAACACCUGCUUUGGAGUGCAUCAGCAUUUUUUUUUUUAUUGUGUAAACUUUCGUAAAAGAGAAAUUCACUCUUUACUUAGUCAGCGAAAACUGGGAUCACUCGUGACCAAGCACCAGUACGAGGUCAUGGUUUUCUCAGCGCUAUGUUGCCGCUGUUGCCGGUCGUUGUUGGAUGUCGCGGUUUUACUCCUUGUGCUUGUCCUGCUGCCCGGGAUCCCUCCUCAUGUCACCUACAAGUCGUAUGAAAUGGACGACCCAAGACCUUUAGAAGGACCUUUAGAGCCCAACGACAUCCUAGAUGCGGGUGAGAGGAUCCUCGACGGCAAGAUUGUUGGGCCUGAGUCCGUCGCCUCCAAGAGUGACGAUGAGAUCUUUGUGAGCUUGCACGGUGGGAAGAUCCUGCGAAUUUGGGGCAAGAGGUUUGAUCACUUCAAGAUUAUCACCUCCAUUGGCCCUGGCUGUGAUGGGCCGUGGCAGGAGAAAAUCUGUGGACGACCUCUGGGUUUGCGUUUUGCUCCUGAUGGCCGGCUGCUGGUGGCUGACGCAUACCUUGGACUCUUCUCAGUCGAUGUGGAAACAGGUGAAAAAGAACGAUUAUUUGAUCCAUCGGAAGAAAUUGACGGUGUUGCUCCAAAGUUGCCGGACGACCUGGACAUUGAUUCCGAGGGCAACAUCUACUGGUCUGAUGCCUCUACCAAUGCUGACCUUUCUGAUGGCAUAAUAGAGAUGCUGAGUGAUCCAAGUGGCAGGCUUAUCAAAUUCGACCCAAAGACAAAGAAGAACACAGUGCUGAUGAAGAACCUCCACUUUGCCAAUGGGGUCCAGCUGUCACCAGAUCACGACUUCGUUUUGGUGUGCGAAACCUUCCAAAAACGUGUCUGGAGGUACUGGUUGCAAGGUCCCAAAGCUGGAAUAUCAGAAAUCUUUGUAGACCGACUGCCCGGCAUGCCCGACAACCUCCGAAACAGGAACGAGGGCGGAUAUUACGUGUCUCUCGUGGCGGUGAAGUCCCCCGAGGCCUUCGAUGAGCUCAAGUUCCUAACCAAGCUGCCAUGGCUGAGGAAGCUUCUUCUGCGCUUAGUGAAUUUUGCCAAGAUGUUGUUUGACACCGUGUCUAAGAUCUAUCCCAAUAAGUUUACAGAAGAUGUUUCAUUCAGGAUAUUCAACCUGGAGCCAAUCGCUCAGCACUUGGCUUCCAACAAGACAAUCGUAGUGGAACUUGAUGCGGAAGGAAACAUCGAUGGCUCGCUGCAGGGGAACAGCGGCCGUAUCCGCUUCAUCUCUCAGACAAACAAAAUUGGGGACAAUAUCUUCUUUAGUUCGCCCUACAACAAGUAUCUUGGGCGGCUGUACGUCGGGGUGCCGUCCCUGGAGGUGGAGGGGAAGGGCGUCAGGAUGGUGGAAGAGGAGGGUGAGGAUGAGGAGGAGCAGGGGGAGAAGGUAGAGGAGGCGGAAGAGAAAGAAGGAGAGUCGAAGGGGGAGGAACAGAAGAAGGAAGAGGAAGAAGAAGAGGAAAAGAGCAUCGAGCCAGCGGAAGAGACGAAAUCAGAAUCCAGGGAAGAGGCAGCAGCAGAGAGUGCACCAGAGAAGGAACCUUUGCCUGUCGAAGAGGAGCAACUGACGCCCAAGGAAGCCGAGGCGAGUUCAGCGAAGGAGGACGAGAAAGCGAAGGAGGAAGGAGUUACAGCAGAGCCCUCGGUUCAAGUUCUGGAGAAAGAGAAAGAAAAAGCCCAACAGGAGUCUGUGAAGAAGGAUGAACUUUAGUGAUUUUUUUGUUUUGUUUUGUUUUUGUUUUUUGUUUGUUUCUCUUCUCCUUUCUGAAGAAGAUAUAGCUCAAAACUGGACAGUCCAAUGCAUGUUUUACAGUGUUCAUUAGAAUUGGGUUAUCAUGGUAACUCUUGAUAUAUAGAAAGAAUGUAUUUAUGUGCAUAUGUAUAUAUAUAUAUAUAUAUAUAUAUAUAUAUAUAUAUAUAUAUAUAUAUAUAUAUAUAUAUAUAUAUAUAUAUAUAUGUACACAUAUACAUAUACAUAUAUAUAUACACAUAUACAUAUCAGAGGUCUAAGCAUGAGAUGAAUAAUGGGUCAUUAAAAUUCUCCAAACUGUAUCAUUAUACAUUCCUUCCCAAAGCAUGUAUGGAAGUGUUUCCUCACAAAUUAUGACCCAAAGUACAUUUUUCUUUAGUUUUAAUUCCUUUUAAAGCUUUUCCACAGUAUUAAAUGAGCUCAUAAUCAUAGUAUAUUUCAUACAAGAUCAAACGGGUUAUAUUUCUCGCAUGUGUUAGCUCACAAACACCCAAUGUCAUAUCCUAAUAUUUAAUGUAGCCAACUGACCAUUCAGUAAAACCAGUGAGGGGUUACUGCUCUCCGCAUUUGUACAUCACAGCUGUGACUUUUAGUUUAGAUGAUCAAAUAUUAUUAGUUUCUGGGAAGAACAGCUUCAGUUGAUCAGCAAAGGCAGAAUCACUUAUUGGAGAAAGAGUAGGAAUGUUAUGAUGUUAAAGUAAGUUGCUAGAUGUUUUUAAGCAAUGAACAUAGAUACAAGCACUGUAAUGUGGACACGGAAGUGAAAAGGAGACAGCCACAAAAAGAAUUGAGAUUGAAUUGUAAUGUUUAGAACUUGUCAAGAAUUCCUCAUCCAUUUUGGUUAUUUGUUUGUGAGACGAGGAACUCUUUUGUCGAGUUUGGUACAUUACAAAUAGGUUUUCAUAUUGUAGCUGUCAUUUUUUUUUAUCUUAGGUAACAUUUGGUCUACUUUUCAUUGUCUGGGAUAAUGAGGAUUUGUUAAGUACAUAAACGAAAUUGAGUUCUACUUUUCUUUUAUAUAGAAAUGUAUGGUUGUGCUUUUGACACAGUGCAGUAAAUUAGUUGUAAUAAUUUCUUCACUGUUCUCUCAUAUUGUGCUAGAAUGAAGCACCUUUUCUAGAAAUUAUAUAUUAGUAACAAUUAGUGACAUUUUUCUACUUUUUACACUUCUUGUUUUCUUGUAAAAUGUUGAUAUUACUGUUACUGUUUUUGAUAGUAAAUUGGUGAUAAAAAAUGGUACUUGGAAGUUAGGGUUUAUGAUGUUACAUUAAAAUGCAAUUAAUUAAUUUCUAGUUGCAACCUAUGCAGUGGGAUUCUUUAAAAAAAAUGUCUCAAUUAGAAAAAAAAUAAAUAGAUGAAAAAAGAAAAAAAA
This is a messenger RNA of Penaeus indicus, 3216 nucleotides long. RefSeq names its product adipocyte plasma membrane-associated protein Hemomucin-like. Gene Ontology annotation, biological process: biosynthetic process. NCBI's taxonomy places the organism in Eukaryota, Metazoa, Arthropoda, Malacostraca, Decapoda, Penaeidae. Gene Ontology annotation, molecular function: strictosidine synthase activity; hydrolase activity. The transcript is spliced from 8 exons. The record is from RefSeq and is a predicted model, not a curated record. Bases 36 to 1805 code for a protein of 589 amino acids. Gene Ontology annotation, cellular component: endomembrane system.